AUGCUAUUCCCAUUCUCUCUCAGGGACAAGGCUACUCAAUGGUUGGAAUCAUUUCCAAGAGACAGCAUCAACAACUGGGAUGAUUUGGUAACCAAGUUCCUUGCAAAGUUCUAUCCACCACAGAGGGUUAUAAGGUUAAAGGCCGAGGUACAAACAUUCACUCAAAUGGAGACUGAACCCAUCUAUGAGGCAUGGGAGAGGUACAAGGCUCUAGUCAGAAAAUGUCCCUCUAACAUGUUUAAUGAAUGGGAGAAGUUACAAAACUUCUAUGAAGGCUUAACACUGAAGUCCCAGGAAUCUUUGGAUCACUCAGCUGGAGAAAACCUCAAAACAACUUCUGUUGAGAGACCUUCAAGCUCACUGCCUAGUGACACAAUCCCAAAUCCCAAGGAGGAAUGCAAGGCAAUACAAUUAAGGAGUGGAAGAACAUUGAUGAGCAACAAUGACACCACAAAGAAGCAAACAGAGAGCAUCAAAGAACCAACAGAGGAUGAGAAGCAAAUAAAAGCCGAUCAAGCUAAGGAGCAAGUUGUGGUGCCAAACAAAAGCACUGAGAAACUCAAAGAGCAGGACAACCAAUCACAUAGCUCAAGGGAAAUGACUCAGGGACAGCAGCAAAUAGGAAAGAGCAUCACACCUCCACUGCCAUAUCCUCAGAGAUUCAACAAAGAGGUUAAGGACCAACAUUUCCACAAAUUCCUUGAAACCUUCAAGAAGCUGGAAAUCAAUAUCCCUUUAGCUGAAGCUCUUGAACAAAUGCCUCUAUAUUCCAAGUUUUUGAAGGAGCUUAUCAACAAGAAAAGAAGAUGGGAUGAGCAAGAAACCAUAGUGAUUACUGAGGAAUGCAGGGCCUUGAUUCAAAAGGGGCUUCCUCCCAAGCUUGAGGACCCAGGGAGCUUCCUGUUGCCGUGUACCAUUGGGGAAUUAACCAUCACUAAAGCAAUGUGCGAUCUCGGAGCAAGUAUUAACUUAAUACCAUCCUCCCUGGUGAAAAAGCUGCACAUAGAGGACGUCAAACCAGUACAAAUGUCUCUCGAACUGGUAGAUAAGUCAAUGGUGCACCCUAGGGGUGUAGUUGAAAAUCUGUUGGUUAAGGUGGACAGUUUUAUAUAUCCUGCUGACUUUGUGGUUCUAGAGUCAGACGAGGAUGAUGGUGACUCUGUUAUACUAGGAAGGCCAUUCUUGGCCACUGCUAGAGCCAUCAUAGACAUAGAGAAAGGGGAGUUAACUCUCAGGAUGCAUGAUCAGAGUGUCACUCUGAAGGUCUUACCAGAGGCACAGUUUAGUGAAAAGAAGAAAGACUAUAUGGAAAUUGAUAAGAGAGGAUCACAGCUGAGGGAAGAAAAUGACAAGGAAAGUCACAGCAACACCCCAAGGCCAAGGAUUGUGCAAAUUAAUGAAGAAGCCCAAGAAGAUAUUGGAAUAUUAGCCAAUGAAAAGAGAGGUCCCCAAGAGAAGCCCAUGGCCAGAAAAGAAAGGUCAACAAAAGGAAAGAUGAAACACAGAAACAAAACAAAAAGGGGUUGGAAGAACAGGAGGAUUCCAAUAGAGGGGCUUUCCAAAGGUGACAAAGUGCAGCUGAUAUAUCAACAGCUGGGGUCAAAUCAACAAACUGAGAACUACUACACUGUCAGCAACAUACUCUCAUUAGAGCAUGCUGAAAUUGAACACCAGAGAACAAAGAAGAGGAUCACAGUCAGGGGAGACAAAUUGAGGCCCUACAAGCACCAACCACCAUAA
Molecule: messenger RNA, 1740 nt
Organism: Arachis duranensis
Lineage: Eukaryota; Viridiplantae; Streptophyta; Magnoliopsida; Fabales; Fabaceae
Exons: 2
Coding region: 1-1740 (579 amino acids)
Source: RefSeq, a predicted model, not a curated record